Dendronephthya gigantea is the source of this 1134-nucleotide messenger RNA. RefSeq lists its product as uncharacterized. The transcript has a single exon. The record is from RefSeq and is a predicted model, not a curated record. The coding region runs from base 1 to 1134 and encodes 377 amino acids. NCBI's taxonomy places the organism in Eukaryota, Metazoa, Cnidaria, Anthozoa, Malacalcyonacea, Nephtheidae.
AUGAGUGUGGGAACUUCAACAAUGUAUGUGAACAGUAGCACAGCAGUGUUAUUGCAAACAGCCCAGGCAUUAGUCGGUCAACCUGGAAGUUCUGGGCGUAAAGUGAAAGAGAGGAUUGUAUUUGAUUCUUGCAGUCAACGUACCUAUGUCUCACAACAUUUAAAGGAAAACCUCGAUCUUAGUCUUGUUGGAAGUGAUACAUUGAAGAUAACAGCCUUUGGGGAUGAUGAACCAAGUCAAAAAGAAUAUGAGCAAGUACAAUUUUCCAUAACAGCACUUGAUGGGAUGGAACUUUAUGCAAAGGGGUAUGUUGUGCCAACCAUCUGUAGUCCGAUUUGUACUCAAAGCGUUCAGGCAGUAGUCGAAAGAUAUCCUCACCUUUGUGGGUUGUGUCUAGCUGAGAAAUCAAGUCUCUCAAAUGAAGUUGAAGUUGAUGUUCUGCUGGGAGCAGACUAUUAUUGGAACUUUGUUACCAAUAUCAUCAGAAGAGGCGUAAGUCCUGGACCAGUUGCCAUCUGGACAAAGCUCGGAUGGGUAUUAUCCGGACCUGUGGUUACCAGCAGCCCAGAGAACCCUCAACAAACAUCUGUGAACUUGACCACCACCAACGUUCUUCGAGUUGAAACCUCGACUGUACAACCUGAGAAUAUACCAAACCUAAAGAAUGAACUUGUUAAAUUCUGGGAUUUAGAAACAUUGGGGAUUCAGGAAAAGGAACCGUCUGUUUACGACAAGUUCACACAAGAAGUGCAUUUUAAUGGUGACCGGUAUGAAGCAAAACUGCCUUUUAAGGAUGAACACCCACUCCUUCCAGACAACUACAGCAUUUGCGAGAAGCGACUAGGGUCCUUGAUUAAGCGUCUCCGUGCAACACCAUCUGUUUUGCAGGAAUACCAUAAGGUUAUUGAAGAUCAACUUAACACUGGAGUAGUCGAACUAGUCGAAGAAGUUGAUGGGAAGUCACCUGGACAUGUUCAUUAUUUGCCACACAAGGAAGUUGUGAGAAAUGAUAAAGAUACAACUAAAUUAAGAAUCGUAUAUGAUGCGUCAGCGAAGAAAACCGGUCCUAGCCUGAAUGAUUGCCUUUAUGUUGGCCCCCCUCUUACACCAUUAAUAUUCAACAUCCUUACCUGA